AUGAAAGAUAAUAAUAUUACAGUUUUAGGGUGUGGCAAUUUAGGUGUAUCAAUUGCCAGAGGGUUAGUUAAUUCAAAAUUAUAUAAAUCAAGUCAAAUUACCUUAACCAAAAGAAAUAUUGAGUCCAUUGAGCAUUUCAAACAAGAAGGUUACCAUGUUACAUCAUCAAAUCAGGAUGCAGUUUUAAAGAGCAAAAUUGUUAUUGUUUGUGUUACACCAUCACAAUUAGACGAUCUUUUAGAUUCCAUUAGAGGCGUUAUCACAGAGCAACAUGUCGUUAUUAGUGUAGUCAGUGGUGCCUCAAUCGAUAACAUAAAGUCACAUUUGGGCUACAAAGAAAUUCCAAUCGUUAGAGCCAUGCCAAAUACUGCCAUUCAAUAUUGCGAAUCGAUGACCUGUUUAGCCGUUCGUUCAUCAUCUCAAAAACACACCAAUUCACCACAAGAUAAAGCCAAGGAUUAUGCUCUUUUAAUUGCUCAACGUAUUUUCAAUUGUUUAGGUAUGUGCAUCGUUUUAACAGAAGAACAAAUCGUACCAGCCACCGCUUUAUGUGCUUGUGGUAUCGCUUUCUUUUGUAGAGCUAUCAGAGCAGCUGCUCAAGGUGGCUGUGAAAUUGGUUUCCAUGCUGAAGAUGCCAUUAAAAUCGCAGCCCAAACUGCUAAAGGUGCUGCUACUCUUUUAUUAGAAAAUAAAUUCCAUCCAGAAUAUGAAAUUGAUAAAGUCACUACUCCACAAGGUUGUACUAUUUCUGGUUUAAAUCAAAUGGAACAUAAUGGUUUCUCUUCUGCUAUGAUUAAAGGUAUUGUUACUUCUGCUGAAAAAGCUGCUUCACUU
Molecule: messenger RNA, 834 nt
Organism: Dictyostelium purpureum
Lineage: Eukaryota; Evosea; Eumycetozoa; Dictyosteliales; Dictyosteliaceae
Exons: 1
Biological process (GO): L-proline biosynthetic process
Molecular function (GO): pyrroline-5-carboxylate reductase activity
Source: RefSeq, a predicted model, not a curated record